AAAAGAUAACCUUCUCUUUCAAAAUCUCUGGAUUUUUUACAGCAUUGCUUGGAAGAGUGGGGAAGGGCCUUUGUUUGGAUUGGGGGCUCAACAGAGUAAUGUUUCUGAGGACUGCUUUUGCUGUGUUACCCCUAAGCGUUCAUCAGAAUGACCCAACCACAGGCUGACUACCUCUCCACCGCAGGCCCCUACAGCUAUGAACAGCCCCUUCCCCCCGUGGCUCGAACAAAUGGUGUCACCCAGGUGCCCCCGGCCAAGAAGAUAACCUUCUACAAGAGCGGGGAUCCUCAAUUUGGAGGUGUCAAAAUGGCCAUCAACCAACGCAGCUUCAAGAGUGUCAAUGCCCUCAUGGAUGACCUCUCCCACCGGGUCCCCCUGCCUUUCGGGGUACGGACCAUCACGACGCCAAGGGGGGUCCACUGCAUCAACACUCUGGAGCAACUGGAAGAUGGAGGAUGCUACCUGUGCUCUGACAAGAAGUACGUCACACCCAUCAGCUUUGGUGCGCCCAGCCGGAGGGCUGCCCCUCCACGGAAUAGCCGCCCGACCAGUGCGCUCAAGAGGGUGGCCCAAGAGGCCAAGCGGGAGGAUUAUGCAGCAGCUCUCGCCCAGCAGAGUCCAAGGAUACCAAAGAAAAUCACGUUGGUUAAAAAUGGAGAUGUAUCAACCGGGAGGCCAAUUAUCCUCAACAGAAGGAAUGCCCGGAGCUUCAAAACACUCCUGGAUGAAAUUUCUGAGAUCAUGCAGUUCACAGUGAAGAAGCUCUACACAGUUGAUGGGAAGAGGAUUGACAGCAUGCAGGCCCUGCUGCAUUGCCCUUCUGUGCUCAUCUGUGUGGGACGAGAGCCCUUCAAGCCAAUCGUGACAGAGAGUUCCAGAAAGCCCUCCUCGGAGAAAUUGCCCGGCCUGGCUUCACGAUCCAACAGCAACAAUGUUGGUGAAACCAGCGAAAUGAACUUUGGCCUGAAAGCCAAGAAGAGUGUGAUUCAUCCAAGGUCGUCUCUGAGCAACCGAUCAGCAAGGUUUUCAUUGUCAUCCGAAAAGUCUUUUCUAAACGGCCUGACAACCUCGCCAGAGAAUGGUGCUGCGAGCUCAAACAACUGUCCACAAUCUAAAGCAGGGGAUCUGGUCCAUAACUUAGUCAACGAUGACAUCGAAAAGAAGGUCCACAUGAACAAAGAUGGCAGCCUAUCAGUUGAGAUGAAAGUCCGCUUCCGCCUGCUGAAUGAUGAGACUCUCCAUUGGUCCACGCACCUCAAGAAGUCUAGCCCGAUUAAUCAGAUGCCCGGUGAAGAGUUGGGCAUAGAAGACGACAACGGAUUAGACUCUGUAGAGAAAAUGAACCUAGAGGCAAGCUCUGAGGCAGAUGAUUCGAUAUAUCUUUGCGAUGCGGACUCUUACAUCUCAAAGCUUGACGAGUCAGAGCUGGAAGACACCCACUGUCACAACUGUGGCCGGCGAUACAAAAAAGACUAUGAUAUUUGGAAGAAUCCCAUGCACGCUUCCCAAAAGGAGGAGCCUGAAAUCAGGAACACCUGGUACACACAUUCUUCUUGCUCAAGUACUUCGUCGCAGCGGAGAAUCGUCCGAAGAAAGUUUGCCUCUUUGACAGAUAGCAUCCGUACCUCAUCUAGCGGGGAGGAAUACUCUGAGCACAUUGUGCGUGAGUCUUCUUCCUACUCAGAAACUGUAAAGAACAGGUUGGAUGGCCGAGCUGUCAAAAAACGUCGCUGUCAGCGGGACCAUACCCAGCCAAACACAAGCCAAAGGGGGGCUCCUGAGGAACCAGAAAAUGUAGCUUGCCCAGCCGGUUCACAAAAUGAAGACGAUGAUGCCACUGAAGUCUCUACGGGAAUGGGAGAAGAUGCGAAAGGAAAAGAAGGCAAAGCUGGGAGUAGCAGAUCAAAGGCAUCUCGGUGUUCUGUGGACAGCCAGACAAAAGCGUGUGAAGAAAGCAGCACAGUGGCAAGGAGCCUUUCAUCCUGUAGUGUUAAGAAAACAGAAGACUUAGAUGAUAUUCCAAAUAGCAUCUGCAGCAAAUCCAGUAAACACAGCAGCCCAAGAGACAAGGAAGACCAAGAGGAGACUUCUGAGAAUGAACGAGGGACUCCUUCUUGCUCCAGUGAACACUGCCCCAAGGAAGAAGCCACAGAAGAUGACGCUGAAAAGGGACAAGAAGACAUCAAUGAAACAAAUUCCAUCUCUGAAAACGUGGCAUCUGAGCAGUCAGCCAAGGAUGAUGUCAGUGAGUGUGGAAGGUGUUCUGUGGGAAAGUCCUCUGAUCCCCAGACCUGUGAGGACAUGCCAAGUAACAGUGAUGAAAUACAGAUUAGCAGCAUGGCUUCUUCAUCAUCCAGAAUAUCAAAGAAAAGCAAACAGAGUCAAAAUCACCUGGAGGUAGAUUCCAAAGUGUCAUCUAAAGUGUCUUCCUCCACCACAAAGAAAAGGAAAACAAAAAGCUCUCUGCAUGCAGAAGAUGUCAGGUCUAACAGCACAGCCUCCCACUGUUCCAGAGGUUCACCUGAACUGGAGAAAACACCCACAGAAGGUCAUGGGUCUCAUGACUCAAAUCCUCACCUAACUGAAGAGGCACCACCAUCUGCUACUGAGGAUGAGAGCGCGAGCAACGUUUCCAAAUGCUACAGCAAGUCCUCCAGAAGAAGCAAGAAAGAGAGUCCACCAGAGGCUGCUAGCAAGGCAUCUUCUCGUCAUUCCAGUUGCUCAGAAUCUAAUGAAAAAAACAAAAAUGGAACUGCCCAAAUUACUUCUCAGCUACCAUCGUCAAAAACAGGAAGCGUUUCUGAAUCGACAUGCUCAAAAUGUGGCCAUGUGGCAAUAGCCAAGAGCAACGAUCACCAGAGUGUGAAUUCAAGGAUAUCCUCCCGUUCUGGGACCAAGACGAAAUGUACAGAGGCAGAGAGAAGUGAAGAUGCCCACUCACAAUCUAGCAUGGCACAGGCGUCUCAAAUGAAAAUAAACAGCCUCCGGGCUGAUGCAGAGAAUUCCAGCCGAGCCUCAGUGUCAGAAUCUGCAUCCAUGUACAGUGUGCAUUCCCCUGCCCCACCAAAGGGAAGACCUGGCAACCGGAAAAGGAGGACAGUGGUACUGAAGAAAAGCUCCAACAGUGCCAGUGUGGGUAUCGAAUCAGAGCCAACUGCAGACAAGGAGCACCAAGAAAUAAGUGAUUCUAGAUUGGCUUCUUCUGUGUCAAAAUCACUUGAAGCAGACCUAGCAAAUGUGGAAGGGAAUAAUUCAGAUACGCAAAAACAGGAGAAAGAGCACCCACGAGACGAAGAGGAGACAGAGGUUGCUGAGGAUGUAGACAGUGAAACUAUACCCUCUUCCCUUCCAAAGGCAACGCCAGAAGAAGUUGUGCACGAAUGGCUGCGUAACAUUCCUUCAGAAAUGUCACUACUUGAAUAUGAGAUGCAGGAUGACAGGGAGGAAGGCACAGACUUAAGUGCAGAAAUACCAAGCAGUUCUAACCACCAAGAAUGCUUGGAAGGAGAUAAGAAGAAAGAAGACACUGAGGAGUUUGAAGACACACCAGCAGCUGAAGCAGAUCAAGACCAAGCUGAAGAGCCAGCUGUGGAAGUCACCGGGGCCCCCAGUGAGGAGAAGCCUUCUGAAGUGAUGUCGGACAAGGCUGGGACUGACCGAGUCGAAUGCGACCAUUUAGCCAUCUUCAGCCCUCAGAAAGACUUGCCCAGCACCAUUCAGACUUCAGUGCAGAUCAUGAAAGCUCUGCUGGCUUCUAAGCAAGAGGCCAAAUUAGAUCGUUCAUACAGUUUGCCCGAAAUAUCCCCUUUGAUGGGGAGGAAGCUCAGCAAUUCAGCCAGUAUUUUGAUCACAUGCCUCGCCAGCUUGCAGCUCCUUGAGGAAGAGCUAGAUCCCCCAGACAAAUCAAAACCUUUAAGCAGGCAGAGGUAUAUGGAGCUCAUGAACAUUUUCCAAACUGUCUGGUUUGGCUGUGGCUCUGAAAAAGAGGGCCCCAGCACAGAACAGCCAGGAGAGGAGCAGGAAAGCGUGGCCCCAAGUAUCAAGGACCAUCCCUCUAAACAUGGUGACUUCACAGCCAUGUCCUCUUCAGGGGUGGAUGUUAGCAGUGGUGAUGGAGGCUCAAGAGAGGGAAGUGUGGCCGGUGCCAUGGAUCGUGCCUUAUCACCAGAGAAAAUUGACGAGGAUGAACACACACAAGAAGAAGCAAUUGAGGAGCAGAACAAUGACAUUCCGAGCAAUUCAUUCCUGGAGGAGGAAGAAGCUGGAGGUGAUGAAGGAGAACAAGAGGGACUUUCUCGGCCACCAACAUCUUGCUCCAAAUUUGAAAGAGAAGAAAAAACAGAGUCCAGCAAAGCAGAGGAAGUGGCUGAGGCACAUGACAACCAGGGCAGUGAAUGUGAAAUGGGACAGGAUGAUGAAGAAGAACAUACCGGAGAAGAGGAGAAGAAUGAAAGCAGCAGCAAAAAUGAAGAUGAAAAUGGAGAAUGUGCUCAAACAGAUCUUGAGGCACCCCCUACUCAAGAGGGGCUUGAGGAGAAUCCUGAAAAGGAAAAUAGUUCCAAUCAAGACAAGGAAGAGGAUGGAGGCACAGAACAGCCAAGCAAUGCUGCAAUUGAAUCUGACCCAAACAUAAAUGAAGCUCCUGAUGAAACAGCGCAGGAACCAAAUGAAGAAGGGCAGCUGCUGGAUGAGGCACCCAGCAACCAAGUCACUCACCAGGCCCCUGUGACAACUUCUCCAGCAACCCAGAAAAGAUCCAUGGACCCUGAUCCAGUUUGGGUGCUCAGACUUUUGAAAAAGAUCGAAAAAGAGUUCAUGACUCACUAUGUCAGUGCCAUGAAUGAGUUCAAAAUGAAGUGGAACAUGCAAAACAAUGAAGAGCUGGAUGUGAUGAUUGAAGAGCUGAAGGAGGAAGUAAGCAAGAGGAUUCAGAAGAGCAUAGAGAAAGAGUUAAGCAAAAUUCAGAGCAGGGCAGGCAAGAGGGUUCCAAGACCCCCAACGAGUGAUCUGAGACGGGAAUCUACAGUCCAAACAGAAGGCAGAAGACAACAUUUGAAAAGCAUGCAUAAAAUGUCACUAUUGAAUGGAGGCCACAUUAAGCAGCCAGAGACAAGGAAUUUAUCUCAUGACCUGGAUGAAAUGGAUUACUUUUUUAGUACCACAAUUAAAGAUGAUUCUGUUAACCUACCAAGUGAUGAUGAAUAUUGUCCCUGUGAUGCCUGUAUUAGGAAGAAAAUGUCUUCCAUACCCCCAGAGAAUACUAUGGUAGUGAUGUCCAAUGCUCCAGUUGUGAAAGCUUUUGACCUCCAGCAAAUUCUGCAGACCAAAAAAAAGGAGCCAGAUUGUAUCUCUGAAGAGAUUCAAGAUGAGAAAGAAGUUUCUACUGAGCCAACAGAAGGAGAGACUGCUGAACACAAGGAAAAUCCAGCAAUAGAGUCCAGCGAGGAAAAACACCCAGAUGAAACCAAUGAACAAGAAGAGCAGGAAGUCAAUGAAGAAAUUCUCACUGCUGAGGUGGAAGCAGAGAUGGAAGAAGCAAGAAAUGAAGAUACAGAGAAAGAAACAGAAAUAGAAGGGGAAGUAAAGGAACAACAAGAAGAGGAAGAAGUAAAAGAGGAUGGAGCAAAAGAGGAAGUGGAAGAAGAAAAUGCAGAAGAAAAUGUCAAAGAGGAAGAACAACAGGAAGAAGCAAAAGAUAUGAAAGAGGAAGAACAGGAGGAGGAGAAAGAAAAGGAGGAAGUGGAUGAACAAAUGAACCAAGAGGAAGAUGUGAAUGAGGACAAUGAAGAAGAAGAGGUGGAAAAGAAAGAAGAAAUGGAGGAGGAAGGUGAUAUGAAAAAGGAGGUAGAAGAAAAGGAAGAGGAGGAA
This is a messenger RNA of Sphaerodactylus townsendi, 5868 nucleotides long. RefSeq names its product RP1 like 1 (gene RP1L1). Gene Ontology annotation, cellular component: axoneme. The transcript is spliced from 4 exons. The annotation marks the transcript as partial. Gene Ontology annotation, biological process: axoneme assembly; intracellular signal transduction; retina development in camera-type eye. Lineage: Eukaryota; Metazoa; Chordata; Lepidosauria; Squamata; Sphaerodactylidae. The record is from RefSeq and is a predicted model, not a curated record.